CAGAGCCUUUCAUUAAACAUACAGGAUACUUUAACCUCUUACUAAACACAAUUCAGUUUGGACGGAAAUCUGACUGCCACUAUGAAAUACUUGGCUCUGGCUGUGCUGCUAUGUGCUCUGGCGUCACUGUCAAACGCUUAUUGCUUCCAAAAGGCCAUGAAACAAGGCGUGACCCAUUGUCAGGACGAUGUGGAUCAGACGUGGCAUGCUGUGGGAGAAAGAUGGAGAAACAGUGCAUGUAUGGACUGUGACUGCAGUGGCUGCUGUUCUGCGUAUUCAAUCCCCAAACUUUUCCCUGAUGACUGCGUGUCAGUUUUUGACUCUCAUGCUUGUGAAUACAUAGUGCACAAGAAGGACGACCCAUCUGUAUUAUGUCCAAUUUAUGGAGCAGUAGGGAAGUGAUGGCUGUUGGGAAGGUCUGCAGUAUUUUCUUGGACGAGAGAGAAAGAUGGAGGUGGGAUCCCUCACAGGAAACACUGCCUGUUAUGUUGGUUGUAACACACGACCAAACAGGAAGCACAGCUGCUGAAAAUUGAAAAUGAAAUAAAAUCAAAAAAAAAUAAAGAAUUGUAAAUUUC
This is a messenger RNA of Perca flavescens (yellow perch), 578 nucleotides long. RefSeq names its product beta-microseminoprotein-like. NCBI's taxonomy places the organism in Eukaryota, Metazoa, Chordata, Actinopteri, Perciformes, Percidae. The transcript is spliced from 4 exons. Bases 82 to 402 code for a protein of 106 amino acids. The record is from RefSeq and is a predicted model, not a curated record.